This is a messenger RNA of Cyanidioschyzon merolae strain 10D, 1293 nucleotides long. Its product is annotated as similar to heterogeneous nuclear ribonucleoprotein. The record is from RefSeq and is a predicted model, not a curated record. Gene Ontology annotation, molecular function: RNA binding. The transcript has a single exon. Lineage: Eukaryota; Rhodophyta; Bangiophyceae; Cyanidiales; Cyanidiaceae. The coding region runs from base 1 to 1293 and encodes 430 amino acids.
AUGCAGGCGCUGGUAGGCGCUCUCCGCCCGACGCUCGCGGGACCGCUGGACCAGCACACAGAUAUCCGGGAUCUGCUGCCCGAGCAGGGAGGCUUUUUCGAUUGGAGGAAGGUGCUUGCUGGGUUCUCGAAAACGCACCCACCAGCGGACAAGCGCGACUCUGAACCGUGUCCCACGGGUGUCGCAUCUGAAAAUCGGGGCGCUGCACACUGCCCGCACAGCGUGUCUCCUGUUUCUGUUGCUCCGGUGGUGGUGCGAUUCCAUAGUCUUGAUGAAAUGGUAGCCUGGGCGUUUUCUGCGCCACCGCGGAUACUGUCAACCGAGGACCACACGACCUGGAAUGUGUCGGCGAUGCCGAACGCAGGUCCUGGCCCGACCUCGUCCAGGCGGGCGCAGGUCUUCGUUGGCGACCUGAGUGGGAACGUUUCCGAGCGAGAUCUGGUGGAUUGCUUCUCAAACUACGGUGCGGUUCGAAGUGCCUACAUCAAGAGAGAUCCGGUUACCGGCAAAUGUGUCGGAUUUGGGUUCGUCGAGUUUCAGCACAGCCGCGACGCUGAGCGUGCCAGAUUGCUCGCGCAUCGUCUACGCAUCUGCUCGCGACGCAUUCGGCUGGGGCCCGCGUACCAUCGCCGUAACGGCUACGAAGUCGUCGCAUACGAAGCACCUCGAGAUAUGACCAACGAGCGCCUACACGAUUUUCUGGCGCAGCGCUUUGAUGAUGACGUUUUCGAUCCACAUGGCACGUUUGUGGUUGAACCUGAACGCCUUGGCCCGUUGUGGUACGGCGCGGAGCGAGUGGUGCGGAUUCGGUUUCGGCAGUCGUGGGUCGCGGACCUUAUCGUCCAAGCGGGAUGGAUCGAGUGGUCGCCUGGCGUCCGUUCGCCAGUGCACGCUGCUCAGCCGUACUCCAUAUGCCGCAACGGUGUCGAGUUACAAUUCGGUGAUGGCUGGAUGCCUCCCGAUGCGCUCAUAAGGCCGCAUUUCGAUGCUUUCGGGGCUCCGAUCCAAGCCGUGCUCACUGUGCCGUCCCGACAGGUGGCCUAUGUGAUUUUCGAGGCCUCGUGGCGAGGCAUCCAUGCCGCACUUCAUUCGAUGCGCAAAGUUCGGACCAUCUCAACGAGACAGGUAUGGUGUCAUCAUUGCAAAGUCUCCACCGAGUUUCUUCUUGCCUAUGGCAUGGCUCUGGAGGACUGGAGGCUGCGUCAGAAUGGACGCAUUCCUCAUGAUUCCCAUGUCAUUUACAUUGGCUGCCCGGCCACUCUACCGGAUCUAUUAGUGGAUCGACCCUGUUGA